Effrenium voratum is the source of this 1101-nucleotide messenger RNA. Lineage: Eukaryota; Dinophyceae; Suessiales; Symbiodiniaceae. The record is from the annotation of a GenBank genome assembly.
AUGCAUGAGCAGUCAACGAAGGCGUUGGACAGCGACGGCAGCGCAACAGGUUGCGAUCUAUGUGCCGUUGCCCGGGCCGUAGGGGAUAGCGGCCCGAAUGGCGACCUCCGCGGCGUGCAGGGCAAGAGCGGUGUCAUGAUCCACUUUGACGCCAACCUGUUUGCAGAGGCCGCCAAAAGGCCUGACCGAAGGUUUCCGCCACUGAGCCCAGCCCUCAUGAAAAAGUUGAUCCACGGCAGCAUCAAGGGCCGCGGCGGCCUGGCGAACAAGAAGGUGGCAGAGGAUCACUUCGACCGUCCAAUUGACGGAGACUUCAUUUUCUUGAACGAUGCUGGGCGGAACGUGCUGGAGAGCCUCUUGGCGCCGUUCAAGUCGAAGGAUGGCAAGGGGGCCUUGGCGCACUACCUGGAGCACACGGAGAUCACGCUGUGCCUCAGCCAGGACGACGAUGAGUCAAUGGAAGGAAAGAAGAAACUGAACCGCGGCAUGAUCAACCAGAUUCAGCGCUGGCACGUGAUCAGCACCGAGCCCAUGAAAGAGAUGUACGGAGACAAGAUGAUGGGCGCAGAUUCUGCCGAGGACCCAAAGGAGAAUGAAGAACAGCAGCGAGACGGUGACUCUUAUGAGCCUGCCUUCUUCAACCACUUGCCGGUGACGCUGUACUCAGACGCCCUGGCCGCGUACGAGAUCACAGGCGUGCUGGAUUGCACGCCAGGCGCAGGAGAUCUGGCCAAGGCGGCCUUGCUGCGGAUUCCUUACAUGGCCCUGACCAUGACAGAGACUCACGCUUCGCUUCUCCAGAGUGAGCUGGUCAAGUUUGUCAAGCAACAGAUGCAGACAGAAGGGUCUACGUUCUACGCGCCUGAGUGGGCGGCAGCUGGCAAGAAGGAUGCGGAAGCCGAAAAGGGCAAGAAGACGCCAAAGCGGCCGACGCCCGCCCCCGGAGAUCCGGCGCCUGAGCCGGAGCCUAAGAAGCCAAAGACGACGAAUAAGAAGACGGGGAAGGCGGAGAAGAAGCAGAAGAAGGAAAAACCGACUGGCAACGCGCCGCCGGCCUCCCAGCUGAUUGACGAUUCUGAAUCAGACUCGGCCAGUCAGUGA